Molecule: messenger RNA, 6975 nt
Organism: Pelmatolapia mariae (spotted tilapia)
Lineage: Eukaryota; Metazoa; Chordata; Actinopteri; Cichliformes; Cichlidae
Gene: camsap2a
Product: calmodulin regulated spectrin-associated protein family, member 2a
Exons: 19
Coding region: 471-4937 (1488 amino acids)
Biological process (GO): negative regulation of microtubule depolymerization; cytoplasmic microtubule organization; neuron projection development
Cellular component (GO): microtubule minus-end
Molecular function (GO): microtubule minus-end binding; calmodulin binding; spectrin binding
Source: RefSeq, a predicted model, not a curated record
UCAGUGCGGCAGGAAAACCGCAUCACGGCACCGAAUAGAGGACCGAAUGCAAAACACACAGGUUAUUCAUACAAUGACACAUGGCCAUGAAAGGAAGAAGCCGUCUGCUGCCAAACAACUCAAAUAAUGGAAAUAUUGUUGUUUUCAUUCCAGUCGAUGAGUAUUUUUCCCUCCUCUUUGAUUUCCAAGGAAACCUAGCUUGUUCAGACGGAGAGCCUUUCAACUGGUAGAAAACAGAAUGGAUGAAAAACACCAGGAGUAGCGACCCAUUGUGUGAACGAGACCGAAAAAGACAAAACAAACCUAGCCCCAAGAGCAUUUUAUUACUGGAAGGACAUACAUAUCUGUGAAUAAUCUGCGGAAAGACAGACCAUCUCUUCAGUUUCCAGCUGUUUAUAGUUUUCCACCAAAUUCCAGUACUGGGAUGCUUUCGCUUCGUAGGGUUUGAGGGAACAAUCAAGGGGUGAAAUAUGGGUGAAGUUCAGGACGUCAGGGAUGUUAAGAAGACGUUCGUUGCUCCAGCAAUAAAGUCUUUUGAGCACUAUGACUUCUCCCGAGCCAAAAUGUGUUGCAGCCUCACAUGGUUGGUGGCCAAAGCAUACGGGACAGACAGCAUCCCAGCAGACUUGAAGGACCCUUUCUACACAGACCAGUAUGAGCAGGAGCACCUGAAGCCUCCUGUGGCCAGCCUCCUGCUAUCUGCAGACCUCUACUGCAGGGCUGGCAGCCUUAUCCUAAAGAGCGACGCUGCCAAGCCGCUGCUGGGUCACGAUGCUGUCAUCCAGGCGCUAGCUCAACGCGGUCUGUACGUCACCGACCAGGAGAGACUGGUGACUGAGAGAGACCUGCGAAAGAGGCCUCUGCAAAUGAGCGCCCAUCUGGCAAUGAUUGACACUCUGAUGAUGGCAUACACAGUGGAGACUGUGAGCGUGGAGAAGGUGAUGGCCUGCAUUUGUCAAUAUGCAUCCUGCUACCCUGAGGUGGAAACACCUUAUGACACUGAGGAUGCAGUGACCACCUGGAUCAACAAGGUAAAUGAAUAUCUGAAAGAGAUUGUGGCGCAGGAGCAAAGGAAGAAGGAAACGCAGGGCACCGAGCCUGCUGGGAGUCCUCGGUCUCCAACCAAGUGGUACAUGAAGCUUGUGCCUGCUCGCUACAGGAAGGAGCAGGCCUCGACCCAGCCGGUUCCUUGGAUCCCCCCAGUGGACAACCUGCUAAAAGACAGCACAGAUGGCUCGGCCCUGGGUGCACUGCUGCACUUUUACUGUCCUCAGCUGCUGCCACUGGAUGAUGUUUGCCUGAAGGAGAAUAUGAGUCUGGCUGAUCGACUGUACAACCUGCAGCUAAUACAAGACUUCUGCAAAGACAACCUGAACAGCUGCUGCCACUUCAGCCUGGAAGACAUGCUCUACGCCUCCUCCACCGUCAAGAAUAACUACCUGGUGUUCAUGGCAGAGCUGUUUUGGUGGUUUGAGGUGGUCAAACCGUCAUUUGUGAAACCAAGAAAGCUCGAUACCGAAGGCACAGAGCCCUCAUCCUUCUUGAAGAAUUUCCCUGUAAUCCCCAUCUCCAAGGCAACUAAGAAGAGUUUUAUGGAAAGGCCCCCAAGCCCUGAAAGACCCAGUUUACCCCUGCGGCCCCAGCCCCGAAACUCAGGAGAGAUCAAGAGGUCAACCUCAAUGUCCUUUGUUGAUGGCAAUCUCGGUACCUGGCCAAAAGAGAAGAGAUCUGGGCCUUACGGUGUGUCCUUUGACAUCCCCUUUGAUAAAGAGGAGUCUGCGCCUGCCACUGUUCCCUCCACACGUGGCAUGUUCAGGUCUGUCAGCACGGAUGAUGGUUCUGGUUUCAAGGUCCUUCACAUGCCCCGUGGAAUGAAGCGCAACCUGUCCUUCCAGCCAGUGAAUGGUCAGAGUGUCGGCAUUGAAGAGGAAGGCUGCCCAGACAGCCUUGCUGGCAUGAAGCCGAGCAAGCAAGGGUACUCCAACGGACACAGAGGAGUUACAGAAACAACUCCGUCCAUGGAGGAAGCCCUCCAGAUUAUCCAAAGCCCAACCAGGCCACCAGUGGAGGGCAUCAACAAUGGUUUCUUUCUGCAUAGUCAGGAACAUGGUGCCGGCGUUGGUGCUUUAGAUCCAGUGUCAGAGGUGGACUCCAAAGGACCUUUGAGCACCACGGACACCACAGAAGUGGACACUGGCAUCCAUAUCCAAACAGAGGACAUGCUGGAUGAAGAUUCCUCUCUGAAAGACUGCUCUGUGAACAUGGAGCUGGACAUGGACACGCCGAGCCCCUGCCCGAGCAGUCAAAGCAAAUCCCCUUCAGCAGUAAAGAUGACUAGCUUUGCUGAGCAGAAGAUGAAGAAGCUUAAUCCAUCAGCACCAGACUCAGGAAGGGGCAGCUGCAGCUCCCUGAAGACCACUCCGGAGGGCUCUGAAUUUGGGCUCCCAUUAUCUGUCUCAUGGGCCCCGACCCCUGAGCACAGCCCGGUCCGCCAACAAACCACACCGCCCCCUAUUUCACAGCCGUCACCCACACCUGUCCAGCUUCCACCCAAUGACCCCGCUCAGGUCAUGGCUACAGAGAUGGUGCAGCUGCGGAUGAGGCUCGAGGAGAAACGGAAAGCUAUUGAGGCACAGAAGAAGAAAGUGGAGGCAGCUUUCACAAGGCAUCGGCAAAAGAUGGGCCACUCAGCAUUCCUAAACGUGGUAAAGAGAAAAGGUGACGGUGCAGCAAGUGGAGAAGAGGGAGGAAAAACUGAGGGAGAAGGAAAGUCAGCAAGUACAAGUCCCACCUUUAAAUUUGGGAGGAACAAGGCAGACACACCUGACGGGGCAGAGCAAAGCAGCACGGCUUCCUGUUGGCAAAAAUCUCCCGGUGCAGGUGAGGAAGGCGGACAAAGCCACGCUCAGCUGACAGAAGUGGAUCUUACAGAGUAUACACGUUCAAUUGAGAAACUCAACCACUCUUUGGCCUUCCUCCAAACUGAGAUGCAGCGAUUGGCUCAGCAGCAAGAAGUAAUCAUGGCCAUGAGGGAGCAAAAACAGCAGCAGGCGUGGGUCAUCCCUCCUCCACAUACAAACCCCUCGCCACAGAAGCACGGUCGAGCCGGAGCCGUCACUCGAUCCUCGGGACCCUCUUCUCCGGCUGACUCCCCUCGUUCCACCCAUCGCUCUCCAACCAGCAUCAAACGGAAAUCUGCGUCCUUCCACUCACGUAAUCCUCGCACCGCUCGACCCAGCGAGCUCAAGCUGGCCCCCUACAGUCGCGUCCUAACCGCGCCGCAGUCUGUCGAUAGCAUCCCAAGGCUACGGCGAUUUUCUCCCUGCCAGCCCCUGGCAAGUUCCUUCGUUUACAUGGGGGAGAAACCAGCAACCGCCAAUUUGGAGACGGUCGCUCCAGUUGCAGAUAAAAACAAGGAAAUACAUUCCCUCCUUUCCCCAGAGCGAGAGCUUGUGGGUAUAGCCGGUUCCCCCUGUAGCUCCCCAAAACUGCAGAACAAAAAAGAGCAAAGUGAAGUAGGUACUAAUGCCCAAACCCAGGAAACAGAAGCUCCCCACCAAUCCAAGACCACUGACAUGGAAACAGAUUACCAGAAAGUUCAGAAGUCAGAUGUAGAGCUCAAACCUACUUUAGAGUCAACAUUCCCUGAGGUUCUAGCCCACCCUGUGGUAGAGACCUUCACGGUGAUGCCAACAGAGAUCCCUUUCCAGUCAGAAUUGUCUGGCCAAGCCAAAAGCAGUUUGAUUGAGGUUCCUCUGUCAGUGGUGAAACCGCUAGAGGAUCCAACUCUGGAUGAAAGCCUGGAAAUGCAGCAGGGGGAUGCGGAAAGCCUAGAUGAUGAACAGAAGCUGUGCCGCGGUUUCUUUUUCAAGGAGGAUGGAAAAGCAGAGGAGAACAUGGCGCAGAAGAGGGCUGCACUGCUGGAGAAAAGGAUGCGAAGGGAAAAGGAGAGCCAGCAGAGGAAGAUGCAGCUGGAAGCUGAGCUGGAGCAGAAGAAAGAGGAAGCUCGACUGAAAGCCGAAGAGGAGCGUGUCAGGAAGGAGGAGGACAAGGCCAGGAAGGAGUUCAUCAAGCAGGAGUACCUCCGGAGGAAGCAGCUGAAGCUGAUGGAGGACAUGGACACCGUCAUUAAACCUCGACCCGCGGCCGGGGCCAAACAGAGGCGAGGGCGACCGAAGUCUAUCCAUCGCGACAGCAUGGACUCACCCAAAACCCCCGUGAGGGCUGCCACAGGUUCACGCCAGCGUGUCUUUUCAGUCUCCAGCUUGUCCCUCGCUUCACUCAACCUGGGAGACAACGACAGCGUUCACUCUGAGAAGAGAGCAGCAAGAAGUUCUAGUUUAGCCUCUAGCGGUCUCUUCUACUUUCUGGGCUCUCCUAAACUGAGAAGGAGAAGGCCUGACUCUGCUGAUGGUUUCCUGUCCCCCAGUCGCUCCAGCAGCAGGAAUGGAGAAAAGGACUGGGAAAAUGGAUCCACCACCUCUUCUGUUACAUCAAAUACAGAGUACACUGGACCAAGGCUGUACAAGGAGCCCAGCGCCAAAUCUAACAAGCACAUCAUCCAAAAUGCUCUGGCACACUGCUGCCUUGCAGGGAAGGUCAACGAGGGGCAAAAGAACAAGAUUUUGGAGGAAAUGGAGAAAUCAGAAGCCAACAACUUCUUGGUUUUGUUCCGAGAUGCCGGAUGCCAGUUUCGCGCUCUCUACACUUAUUGCCCCGAGACCGAAGAGAUCAACAAGCUGACGGGCAUCGGCCCCAAGAGCAUCACACGCAAGAUGAUUGAUGGCCUCUACAAGUACAACUCAGACAAGAAGCAGUUCAGUCAGAUACCAGCUAAGACCAUGUCAGCCAGCGUGGACGCAGUGACAAUCCACAACCACCUCUGGCAAACCAAGAAGCCAGCCACCCCUAAAAAAGUAGUGCCUGCCCAGUCCUAAUGGGACUUGAUACCCCGAACAUUUCAUUUUCCCUCUUUGAACAUAACCAGUCUCGGUUAGUACUUCAGUGUACAUAUCCAUGAAGAUUCAAACACCUGCAAUGCCAGUUAGAUGAAUGCGUAUUUAUCUUUUGUUUUGUUUGUUCUCCUCAUUGCAUUCCCGUCCUUGUUUAUUCUUCAUAUUCGGACCAGAAGUGAUAAGACUUUAAAGAUCACGAACAGCUGGAAUGUACGACACUGUCGAGGAAUGAUGUAAACGUAAUCAUGUCUGUGUUUGAAAAAGAGAUUUGAGACAGUGUGUGAGAGCGCGUGUGACUGAUGUUUUUGAUCUCUAUGUGCCAAACAUUAAAAGAAAAAAAAGGAGACAGUAUGAAUGCCGGGACAUUUUACUCCGUACACUGAAGCUCUGAAUGUUUUCAAUUCAUGUAUAGACUGACUUUUGUUCGCACUACCCUGUUGAAGUGUGGCCUUACGCACGUUUUGUUUUAGUGUAAGAGUGACUGUAAAGCGAUAACCUCUUUUGUAUUUGGAAGGAACCUCUUUUUUCUUUUCUCACCUGUGUGAGUAAAACAGUUUGUACAUUAAAGUACGUAAACUCCAAAGGGCCAAAAAAAAAAGCCUGAUUGCAUACAGCUAGCGUUAGCCACACAGGAUAUGUGUGUUCAGCUCAACAAAGCAAAGCGGUUCCAGCUUUUUCAGAACCCCUGUUUUUGAGGAAGUGAUUUUAAUGAAUGCAGGACGUUACUGUAGAUCACUGGUUCUCAACCUGUAGGUCAGGACACGUGCAGACAGUUUGUGCUAUCGAGUACAAUGUCAGGUUUCUGGUUUAUUUGCAUUGCUUCAGCCCAAAAGAUUGGGAACCAGUGUUGUAGAUCACCUCGCUGCUGGUUCACAGCAGGUUUGUGAACAAAUGAAACUGCUCAGUAUUAUUUAUUUUUUAUUAUGAAAUGCUGCCGACUACAACUUGUAGGGUUCUUUGCAGUAUACUAAGAUAUUGUACAAUCACACUCCUGGCCACUUGGAUCAGGACUGAUAUCCAAGCUAUAAUGACACCUACAAAGUAUUUCUCUUUAUGUCACGAUGAAAUGUUAACAUUAAAUUCAAGAUGCACACUCAGACUCUUUAUUAUCAUAUCUGCACCCAGCUAUAAGCCACUUUUGGCCCACCAAAAUUAAGUAAGAAUAGCUAGAAUAUAGCACAUGCUAGAUUUCUCAUAGUUGCAAAAAAUAUGUUCUGUUAUUUAGAAGGUAAGUGAUGCAUUAAAUUAGUUUCUCCCAGUUUAUUAAAAAGGCCACAUUAUGAAGUGUUUGUGUGAUUUUCAACAUGUCUGUGCGUCUUUCACCACAGAAACGGGUUCUACCUGAACAACUAAAGCGUGUGUGUUAGCAGCAUUUUUGUCCAUCAUCUAUAAAUGCAGCACGUUGUGAAUUUAUAGUAACAUUGUAAUUUUGCUAGAUUUAUUUUUUUCUAUUAACACUAGGAUGAAAUUCACACAAUAAUGCAAGGCAGAAUAGGGCAGGUAGAUCCUUGUUGCUGCAUACGGGUAGAGUCUCGCCAUUUGGUUUAACCAGCGUCAGCGUUGUGUUACUUUUGCCACUGAAUGUCAAAUCCAACACCAUUUGCAGGUACGAUUUCCCAAAAAAAAUAAAUCUGCCAACGUGGUGCUUUGUUUUUAACUGGGGCGUGGGACGGGUGGGGGGUAUUUAUGACCAAAAGAGACAUGUACGUGUUUUUGAAAUUGUAAUCUAGUACGACUGGGGGAAGAAGUGUUUCAAUGUUCUUUACUGGAAGGAUGUGUCAGCAGAAAGCUCGGUCUGCCUGCAUUUGGCUGUUUUAAGGCCAAGGUUAAAAAGAAGAUUAUUAUUUAAACUGUAAUGAUAUUGUACAGUGUGUUCAUGUGAGCAACUUAUUCACUAUGAUGACUUUGUUUUUGUUUCGUCAGACGCUGUGCCCUCAUUCAACAUGUGGCUGAACAUGUAGUGUCAUUUUUCUUUUUCUUUUUCAUUUUGCAUUAAAUAAAAUAAAGCAUGACAUCAGCA